UGCUCCGUACGGAAGUGGGCUUUGGCGCACCGGAAGCCGACUCAACAGGGCUAUGGCGGGUUUGACUGUGAGAGACCCAGCGGUGGAUCGUUCUCUACGUUCUGUGUUCGUGGGGAACAUUCCUUAUGAAGCUACUGAAGAACAGUUGAAGGACAUCUUUUCUGAGGUUGGACCUGUUGUUAGUUUCAGAUUGGUAUAUGAUAGAGAGACAGGAAAGCCAAAAGGUUAUGGCUUCUGUGAAUACCAAGACCAAGAGACAGCACUUAGUGCCAUGCGGAACCUGAAUGGGCGUGAAUUCAGUGGGAGAGCACUUCGAGUGGACAAUGCUGCCAGUGAAAAGAACAAAGAAGAGCUGAAGAGCCUUGGCACUGGUGCCCCUGUCAUUGAGUCACCUUAUGGAGAGACCAUCAGUCCUGAGGAUGCCCCUGAGUCCAUUAGCAAAGCAGUUGCCAGCCUUCCACCAGAGCAGAUGUUUGAGCUGAUGAAACAAAUGAAGCUUUGUGUCCAGAAUAGUCCCCAGGAGGCACGGAACAUGUUGCUUCAGAACCCUCAACUGGCUUAUGCUUUGCUGCAAGCACAGGUAGUGAUGAGAAUUGUGGAUCCGGAAAUUGCACUGAAAAUUCUGCAUCGCCAGACAAAUAUCCCAACGCUGAUUGCAGGCAACCCUCAGCCAGUCCAUGGUGCUGGGCCUGGGUCAGGAUCCAAUGUGUCAAUGAACCAGCAGAAUCCUCAGGCCCCUCAGGCCCAGUCUUUGGGUGGAAUGCAUGUCAAUGGCGCACCUCCUCUGAUGCAAGCUUCUAUGCAGGGUGGAGUUCCAGCACCAGGGCAAAUACCAACUGCUGUCACAGGACCUGGCCCUGGUUCCUUAGCUCCUGGAGGAGGAAUGCAGGCUCAGGUUGGAAUGCCAGGAAGUGGACCAGUGUCCAUGGAACGGGGGCAAGUGCCAAUGCAAGACCCCAGAGCAGCUAUGCAGCGGGGAUCCUUGCCUGCCAACGUCCCAACCCCUCGAGGCUUGUUAGGAGAUGCUCCGAAUGAUCCACGGGGAGGCACUUUACUUUCUGUAACUGGAGAGGUAGAGCCUAGAGGUUACUUGGGACCACCUCAUCAAGGUCCACCCAUGCACCAUGUCCCUGGCCAUGAGAGCCGAGGACCACCCCCACAUGAGCUGAGGGGUGGGCCAUUACCCGAACCCAGACCUCUAAUGGCAGAACCAAGAGGACCCAUGCUAGAUCAGAGGGGUCCACCGUUGGAUGGCAGAGGUGGAAGGGAUCCCCGAGGAAUAGAUGCACGAGGGAUGGAGGCCCGAGCCAUGGAGGCAAGAGGGUUAGAUGCCAGAGGACUGGAGGCCCGUGCAAUGGAGGCCCGUGCAAUGGAAGCUCGUGCGAUGGAGGCCCGAGCGAUGGAGGCCCGUGCGAUGGAAGUCCGAGGGAUGGAGGCCAGAGGCAUGGAUACCAGGGGCCCAGUGCCUGGCCCUAGAGGACCUAUACCUAGUGGAAUGCAGGGUCCCAGUCCAAUUAACAUGGGGGCAGUUGUCCCCCAGGGAUCCAGACAGGUCCCAGUCAUGCAGGGAACAGGCAUGCAAGGAGCGAGUAUACAGGGUGGAAGCCAGCCUGGCGGCUUUAGUCCUGGGCAGAAUCAAGUCACUCCACAGGAUCAUGAGAAGGCUGCUUUGAUUAUGCAGGUUCUACAACUGACUGCCGACCAGAUUGCCAUGUUGCCUCCUGAGCAAAGGCAGAGUAUCCUGAUUUUAAAAGAACAAAUACAGAAAUCCACUGGAGCACCUUGAUAGGUUUUCAAAAAUACCUGGCAAGAAAUCUGGAAAUUCUAUAAUUUUGUUGAAAUAUUGAAAAAAGAUGACCUGCAUCCUAACCCUUGAAUGACUCAAAUCAGUGCCAGGUGGAGGACUCCCAUCACCUUCUCUCAGAACAAAAUCACUUCAUUUUAUUGUCUUAGUUUGUAUAUUUUCUGUGACUUCAAAUAAACUUUGAACAUAAUUUUAGUACACUGCAAAUUGAUAUACAUGACCUUUUUGCUUUUAAAAAGCUUAACACUAAGGGUGAAACCUUAGAUGUGUUUUCUACCCUUACUGCAGUAUUGUACUUUAACAUAUUGCCAUAGUUUUGUUUUUAUUUUAAGUUAACCAUUUAUUCUUCUUGAUGAUAUUUGAGCAUUUCUCAGAAGCAAUGUUUUCUGGAACUUGGUUUUUGUUUAGUUUGCUUCCAGUAAGAAUUAUUAUAAGGCUUUGCCCUCUGAAAACAUUCUAGGACUUCUGAGUCUUCUGGGAGAAAAUAGCACGUGCUUAGAGCUAUAAAAUGGUCAGAAGGCUAACAGAGCAAAGAGCCUAGCACAGCCAUGUGUUUAGUUUAGAAAAAUCCAAAUAUCAAAAUGCAUUUGUUUCAAUAGCAGGUCUGAACAUGUAUAAUUCAGAGUUAAGACAAAAAUUGUUUUAGCACUGGUUUGAGUCUGUCAGCAACACAAGAGACUGCUGACAUUUACUUGUGUGUUCUUAAACUUAUCAGUCUAGGCAGUCAACUUUGAAAGUUUAAAAAGCCACUGAUUUUUCACAUGUUUGAGAUGAAAUAAAAACAGAAAUCAAAUGAA
Rhinopithecus roxellana (golden snub-nosed monkey) is the source of this 2601-nucleotide messenger RNA. It is a transcript of the gene CSTF2, whose product is annotated as cleavage stimulation factor subunit 2. NCBI's taxonomy places the organism in Eukaryota, Metazoa, Chordata, Mammalia, Primates, Cercopithecidae. Gene Ontology annotation, cellular component: mRNA cleavage and polyadenylation specificity factor complex. Gene Ontology annotation, molecular function: mRNA binding. Gene Ontology annotation, biological process: mRNA 3'-end processing. Bases 53 to 1786 code for a protein of 577 amino acids. The transcript has 14 exons. The record is from RefSeq and is a predicted model, not a curated record.